GCUGGUCUGUACUGGUCCCUGCUGGUCUAAAGUGAUCCCUGCUGGUCUGUACUGAUCCCUGCUGGUCUAAAGUGAUCCCUGCUGGUCUGUACUGGUCCCUGCUGGUCCCUGCUGGUCUAAAGUGAUCCCUGCUGGUCUCUGCUGGUCUCUGCUGGUCCCUGCUGGUCUCUGUCGGUCUGAUGCCUGGGUUUCAGUCGGCAGGAUUUCAGGACGAGGAGGAGGAGGACAUGGUCCCGGCUCCGAGGGUCCUGGUUACCGGGGCGACGGGCCUGCUGGGCCGGGCGGUGCUGAGGGAGUUCCAGAGGGCCGGCUGGUCGGCCACGGGGACGGGCUACAGGAGGGCCCGGCCCCGCCUCCUCCGCUGCGACCUGACGGACGAGGACGCCGUGAGAGGACUGAUCCAGGAGUUCAAGCCUGACGUCAUUGUCCACUGUGCAGCUGAGAGACGUCCAGAUGUGGUGGAGCGACACACCGACGCAGCCGUGAACCUGAACGUUCAUGCAACCAGCACACUGGCCAAGGAGGCGGCGCUGUGCGGAUGUCUCUUCAUCUACAUCAGCACCGACUACGUGUUUGACGGGAGGAAUCCUCCGUACGGAGAAGACGACGCUCCCAACCCUCUGAACGUUUAUGGGCGGAGCAAACUGGAAGGAGAGCGAGAGACUCUGAGACACUGUCCAGGCGCGGUGGUGCUGCGGGUGCCGGUGCUGUUCGGGGAGGUGGAGUUUGUGGCGGAGAGCGCCGUGACGUCUCUGUGGCUGAAGGUGGAGUCCUCAGAGGACACCUGCACCCUGGACCACGUCCUGCAGAGGUUUCCCACCGACGUGCGAGACGUGGCCGCCGUCUGCCGCAAGCUGUCCCAGAGAGCCAGACAGGACCCGUCCAUCAGAGGAAUAUUUCAUUUCUCUGCGAAGGAGCAGAUGACGAAGUACGAGAUGGGCGUGGCCAUGGCUCAGGCCUUCCACCUGCCGUCUCACCACCUCCUGCCGCUGACCGAGCUGCCGGCGGCGUCCGCCCCUCGACCAAUCAACAGCCAGCUGAACUGCUCCCGCCUGGAGCUGCUGGACCUCGGAGUCGAACCCAGAACCUUCUCCUCCGCCAUCGCCGACUGUCUCUGGCCCUUCACCGCCGACAAGCGCUGGAGACAGACCGUCUUCCACUGAGAGACGGACGAACUGAGACACACACACUGAGAGACGGAUGAAGAGGCUGAGACAGACGGGAGCAGACUGACAGACGAAGAAAGAGAAAUGAAGACACAUUGAUGGACAAACAGAGAGACAGACAGACAGACACAGGGACAGAGAGAGAGAGACAGAGACAGACAGGUUGACAGAUGCAGGGACAGACAUCGGGACAGACACAGGGACAGACAGUGGGACACGGUGUGUUUGUGAAUGUUUGGUCGCGUUCGAAGCUUCUCUUGACUUUUGGAUUUUUCUUUCUGUUGAACUUGGAUAAACAUGUUGGACACAGA
Salarias fasciatus (jewelled blenny) is the source of this 1477-nucleotide messenger RNA. RefSeq names its product methionine adenosyltransferase 2 non-catalytic beta subunit methionine (gene mat2b). The coding region runs from base 180 to 1163 and encodes 327 amino acids. Gene Ontology annotation, biological process: S-adenosylmethionine biosynthetic process. Gene Ontology annotation, molecular function: methionine adenosyltransferase regulator activity. Gene Ontology annotation, cellular component: methionine adenosyltransferase complex. NCBI's taxonomy places the organism in Eukaryota, Metazoa, Chordata, Actinopteri, Blenniiformes, Blenniidae. The transcript is spliced from 7 exons. The record is from RefSeq and is a predicted model, not a curated record.